Cynoglossus semilaevis (tongue sole) is the source of this 953-nucleotide messenger RNA. It is a transcript of the gene frg1, whose product is annotated as FSHD region gene 1. Gene Ontology annotation, cellular component: nucleolus; catalytic step 2 spliceosome; striated muscle dense body. Gene Ontology annotation, molecular function: actin filament binding. The transcript has 9 exons. Lineage: Eukaryota; Metazoa; Chordata; Actinopteri; Pleuronectiformes; Cynoglossidae. The record is from RefSeq and is a predicted model, not a curated record. The coding region runs from base 96 to 863 and encodes 255 amino acids.
GGAGAUUCGCGAAAAACUUGAAAGUCCCUUGGUGGCCGCCGUACUUCUACUCUGCGUUUUCAGGCAGUGCUAGCUAUUAAGUAACGCGGUAACAAAUGGCAGAAUAUUCGCACGUGAAGUCAACUAAAUUGGUAUUGAAAGGUCAGAACAAGGGUAAAUCAAAGAAACACAAGGAAAAGAAGAGGAAGGCCACAGAAGACGAUGUAAAGCCUGAUGUAAAAGACGGUUGGUGGUUAGUACGAAAAUUUGGAGACAUCACUGGAUUAGUUGCAAUUGAAAUGCACAGCAACUCGUAUGUCCAUGCACUGGACACUGGACUUUUCACAAUCGGUGCACCACACAAUGAUGAUGAAGGACCAGAUCCACCAGAGCAGUUCACUGCCAUAAAGCUCUCAGACACACGACUGGCCUUCAAGUCUGGAUAUGGGAAGUACCUGGGCAUCAACUCUGAAGGUUUGGUGGUGGGGCGCUCUGAUGCAAUUGGUUCUAGGGAACAAUGGGAACCAGUCUUUCAAGAGGGCAAAAUGGCCCUGAUGGCAGCAAAUAGCUGCUUCAUCUCUUACAGUGACAGCGGGGACAUUGUUGCUAAGAGCAAGGCGGCAGGGGACGACGAGAUGGUGAAGAUCAGAUCGAGUGCAGAAAGAGAGGUCAAGCAUAAAGAUGACCUGGCAGAGGAGGACAGGGGCAACGUGAAGUCCUGCGAGAUCAGUUAUGUGAAAAAGUUUCAGAGUUUUCAGGAUCGUAGACUCAGAGUUAACGAAGGUGAUGCCACUGUGUUAAAGAAGGCCAGAAAGGAUGGGAUGUUUCACGAGGCGUUGCUGGACAGGAGAAGCAAAAUGAAAGCAGAUCGAUACUGCAAGUGAAGACGCAAUGUUUAUGGAAGACAGUCGGUGUUAUAUUUAGCAGUUUUCUUGCAUUCUCUUUUUAAUAAAAUUUUAAAUUUGUUUUUGUUU